Messenger RNA from Lepisosteus oculatus (spotted gar), 3356 nucleotides. Lineage: Eukaryota; Metazoa; Chordata; Actinopteri; Semionotiformes; Lepisosteidae. The record is from RefSeq and is a predicted model, not a curated record.
GCGCUAGAGUACUGCUUCCUGUGUAUUAGUGGUGCGGGUGUUUGCUGUGUUCGCUUGAAAAAAAGCGGCUCUAGGGAACAUAUCAUUUAAAACAAAAUGCACAUUUAAUGGCGACACAAACGACAGUAGCAGCUGGAGUUCCCGGCGCACCAGAAACGCUGCAGGAUCGGCUGAUGGGACGUUCACGGGGGCCCAUGAUGUCGGACACUGUGUCCCUGCCUUCGUACACCGACUACCCUUCCGAACGGCCCUUUCUCAACUCCAGCCUUCGCCGGUCUCCUAACAAGCCUGUUAAAGCCUACCCUGAGAGUAGUAGUGCAGCGAUCCUGUCUGCGCUGAAGAACCUGCAGGAGAAGAUUCGGCGACUGGAGCUGGAGCGGGCCCAGGCGGAGGAGAACCUGCAGCACCUCUCCCGGGAGACCUCCCGGUACAAGAGGGUGCUGGAGCACGAGAGAGAGACCGCUGACAGCAGCCACACUCAGGCCACACGUCACAACCAGGAGCUGGUGACGCAGCUGGCAGCAGCUGAAUCUCGCUGUAACCUUCUGGAAAAACAGCUGGAGUACAUGAGGAAAAUGGUUCGCAAUGCAGAGACGGAGAGAACAGCUGUGCUGAAGAAACAGGCAUCUUUAGAAAGAGAGAGGUCUGCUGACCACUCAGAUGUUCAGUCCAAGUUUGAGAAGUUGGACCUCCUGGAACAGGAGUACCUGAAGCUGACUGAAACUCAGAACCUGGCAGAGUUACAACAACACAUGGGUGUUUCUCCUCAGUUGCAGUCGGGGCUGGAGGCCAAUCGAAUCUUGCUUCAGUCUGUGUCUCCCCUCCCUCACAAGACGACAAAAACAAAGAAGAAAAAGGGAGCUAAAAAGCCCCAACAGCAACAAUACUCACACACUCAGCCUCAUUACAGACUCAGCCUGGGGGACGUGCCUUUUGUGGCAGGAAAGUCCACAGGCUCCAGUCAUUCUGUUCGAGCCAAUGUCCAGCAUGUCUUGCACCUCAUGAAGCAGCACAACCGACAGCUAUGUAAUGACCGGGUGUUAAGUGAGACGCCGCUGGCAGGGAAGUCUUCCUCAGGGUCCGCUUCUGCUAACAGGAGGAAGCCAGAUCGCAGCUCCAGCAGUAGCUCUUCCUCCUGCAGUGAAGAACUGUCAGAGCUGCUUUUAGCGCUGCAGGAUGAGUUUGGACAUAUGAGCUUUGAGCAUCAGGAACUAGUUAAGCAGAUUCAGGAGGUUCGGUCAGACCACCUGCGCCAUGAUCUGGAGAGAGAGCUGGAGGCCCUGGUCAAGAGGAUGGAAGGCAAGGGGGAACAGAUCGCCAAAGUGCGCAGGCACCAAGUGCAGCUGGAGAAGUUGAAGAAGGAGGCCAGGAGGCAGGGGGGUAAGGGCAGAGGGCAGCAGAGUGAGCUGGGGGAGGUGAAAGUCACCACCACAGUCACCACGCGAGGGAGGUCAGCGGGGCCUGUCAAGGCGAAGCCGGGCGAGAGGAGCAAGGACAGUCUGCGCCUGCUCAGGGACAUGCAAAGCCUGCAGACCUCUCUGCGCAAGGAACACAUCAGCUGGGAUUACUGAGGAGCCUUUCCAGCUGGGGGCCAUGGUCAGUUACAGUUAGCCACGCUGACAAGUAAGUAGCUACAGCUGCACACAAAUAGCCAGGCCGCUGAGGCUGGUUUUUAUGUACUCUCUAAGGUUAAUGGGACAGAAUGAUAAAUGGACUUGCUACACAUCGGUGCCCAAUGUUGUCCAUGUGCAUUAUCUUGUGUUCUUCCUUUAAAUCAUGUUUUUCUGCUGGCUGAGGCGUAGGAUUGGCUCACUCGUCUUCAUAAUCCUGUGGCCGAUGCGGUAGGAAUAUCGAUUGUAAGCUGAAACUACUUGACAGUAUGGAUGUCUUUAACUUGAUCGGCACCCUGCCACUCAGGGCUACACAACUGCUAAUUGUAACAUUACCCUUUCCUUUAGCUAUUGAUAAUACAGAGAAAUGCCUUGAGGUGCUCUAAUGCGUGUCUGAUCUGGCUUAGAGCGUAAUGUUUCUACCUACAGUAUGUAUGUUAUUCUUGCAAGCAUUUUUUUAAAUAAAGUAUUUAUUUUUUACAUUAAUGUUUUGAGAAUACGUUUCCAUAUGGUUGGAAGAAUUGUUUUUUAUUGCAGUUGAAACUAUUAUUAGUGGAAAUCACAUUCUGCUGCAAAAAAAAAAAAAUAGCUGAAUCUUUGGAUUUUACGUACAAUUUAAGAUAUUUUUUUUAUUUCAGUUAGUGGUUGUAUCUAUAGAUUACUGAGAAAAUAAAGCCAUGUCAAAAUCAUUUUAUUAUACAAGAUAAGGGGUUGUUAUUUCUGAUAUAAGGUAAGAGGUCAUACAAGACUGUAGGUACAUUGUAUACAGGUGGUGAUAUUGGUGUACUUGUAAUGGAAAUCACAAAAUGCAUAACUAUUCAAAACAACUAAAAUAGCUUUAUUUGUGUAAAAAAAAAACCACAAAACAACUUGAAAUGAGGAAUGGCAACAUUCAUUGUGGAAUGAAAUGGAAACAGUCCUACUAAUCUAGGUACCCAGGUGCCUAAUAUUUCACUUUAUGGCUUCACUUCAUUAUUGUAUGGGACCAACAACAACUGUAACUGAGAAAAAAUUCCCAUCUCACAGAAAUUAAAAACAGUUGAUUAUUCAAACAAAUUGUUAAAAGAACAAUAAAUACAAACUCGAUUUAACAUCUUUUCAAAAUAGUUCUUGUACACCGCGCAACAUUAAAAUCCCACAUGUACUCAUAUUAAAACCCAAGUAAACAUCCUCGAGUCCAACAGUAAAUUCAACCAUUAGUUUUAGUAUCAUUGUCUUCUUUUAAAUGAUAUUUUCUUGAUGGGGGUAGUGGGAGUGUUAGUGCAAUGUAAUAAGUGCAAAGUAGGCUAACUGCACAAUUGGUUACUUUGAUCAAAGAUUCAUAAUUAUAAGUAAACAGCGUACAAUAAACCAUGAAAUAUAUAAAUAUAAAGAUUUCAGUGGAGUAAACAAGGGUAAGCAUUGAAAAUAUGUAUAUGGUAUAUACUUUGUGUACUCUGCAAUGUGGAAUGCAACUGAUUUUAUGGAACAUGUCACAGUUGCUGAUCUAUGAAUAACACUUCUCUUUAAAAGUGUGAAGUGUCACAACAUUCUAGCACCAAAAAUGUACUUUGCCAUGAAAAUCUUAAAUAAUAUAAUUUAAGGAUCUUAGCGUUCCGGUUGGAACUUGGGUAUAUGGCUUAAGAUUCUUCAACAAUGUAUUAGAACUAACUGUACAUGAGUUCUUCACCACUCCAGAUUGGUCUGAUUGAAAUAUAAAACAGGUCUUCUUUUAUCCAGACAACUUUCAAGUAUCUACUGCAGAGA